AUGCAGAGCGUGUGUCUUUGCUGUGACUGGAUCCGACACCACUACGGACACUUGAGCGCAGAAUACCUUUCCCUGCUGGACCAGAUGGUGAGUUAUCAGCACGCUGUAAGAGCAGACUGAAUGGAUGUAUUAAGGACAGCAAUCAACCAAGCAAAAUAGUAAUACGUUUCAUGUUUAGCCUCUGUGUUAGAAGACUGUAGUCUAUCUUUGAAUAUCAUAGUAAAAGGGCGCUAAGGCUAUAGUGACAGAGAUAUCAAGAGAGGCUAUCUACAUUAGGCCUAUACUGUCCUUGCAGUUUAAGCUAUACUUUUUGACGCGUGACUUAACAUACUAUAUUGAUUGUUUUCCAGGGACGAGAUAUUAUAGAGGAGAUUUCCCCUGUCCCUUUCCCCAAAUUAUUAUACAGACGCAGAGAUAAAGCUAGGGCGGCAGGUAGCUUAGUGGGUAAGAGCGUUGUGCCAGUAACCGAAAGGUCGCUGGUUCUAAUCCCCGAGCCAACUAGGUGAAAAAUCUGUCGAUGUGCCCUUGAGCAAGGCACUUAACCCUAAUUGCUCCUGUAAGUCGCUCUGGAUAAGAGCGUCUGCUAAAUGACUAAAAAUAAAAUAAAUAAAUAAUAAAAUAAAAACUAGAAUUCUAACUUCUCACGUUCUGAUAUGCUUUGGUAUAGCGGUCUUGACCCAAUGUUAUAUUGAUGCCAUAACGGAAGCCUAUACUGUUUCUAAUAUUUGUUUUAUAUCAUCCUGUGUAGUUUGAGGACAAAGUCAGGUUCAUGAACGAGACCAUCUUCCAAAUCACAAAACUGUUUGAUGGGAAUAUGAAGGCUGUCACAUGGGACAAGAAAAACCUAGACGAUUUCCUCAACAUUCUCGAACGCCAAUUUGAGAACCUUAAUUCCUGUGUAAGUAACGAGUCAAUUUAAAAUAGAAUCCCUGUUUAUGUCGGGGUUCUCCAACCCUGUUCAUAGAGAGCUACCCUCCUGUAGGUUUUCGCUCCAACCCCAGUUGUAACUAACCUGAUUCAGUUUAUUAACUAGCUAAUUAAUCAGGUGUGCUAGAUUAGGACUGGAGCGAAAACCUAAAGGACGGUAUCUCUUCGGGAACAUGGUUGGAGAGCCCUGGUUUAGGUGUAGCCUACUAACUGUACAAGUGAGAUAAUCUAUAUGGGCUAUUAUGUUCAGUGCGAGGCUAAUGUUUUAAUUUUGUCCAACAGGUAUCACCUGACAAGAAACAUGAGAGGAGACUGAAACUACUUCAAGAUGUUGAAUAG
Coregonus sp. 'balchen' is the source of this 1266-nucleotide messenger RNA. The record is from the annotation of a GenBank genome assembly. Lineage: Eukaryota; Metazoa; Chordata; Actinopteri; Salmoniformes; Salmonidae.